CCAGCCAGCCUCCCAAUUUUGAACACACACUACCACCACCUCCACAACACACAAAUGUAAAUGCACUUUCAUAUAUGAAACUGUAUAAAUACAAGGAAGCUCCAUACGUGCAAGGAUAUACACAUAAGCACCCCCAGAUUCAACCACAGAAACACACGCCUGCACAUUUGCAUAAAUACAAACACCCCUUUACAUAUAAAAAUCAUAUAAGCACAUACACGGAUGCAAGCAAGCAUGGAGAAAUGCACGGAAGCAUAAACAAACAGACAAAGCUAAGUAAAAAAGUGUGCAUGCUCACCUAUGCUUACAAAAAUACACAUACUCAUACACAAACGCCCAUACGUUCACAUGCUCAGGUGGACUUUGAUAUCUCUACCACUGUAUCCCUGCCAACAUCUAGAGAGUGGAUAAGGGAUAGGCAUCAGGUCGCUGGGUUGCCUAAGCAGGAAGUCUGGGUUCCCUAACACCUUUUUCUAAGCUAAUGCUCCUUGACGAUAAUGAGAAAGGAGGCGGGGAAUGGAUGAAGUUUCAUAACUGAGUGAAGAGGCAGGUUCAGGAUAAAAGGCCCAGUUAGAGGCUGCAGUGGGGUGCAGGGCAGUCAGACUGGAACCAUGGAGCUCAGCGUCCUCCUCUUCCUUGCACUCCUCACAGGCCUCUUGCUACUCCUGGUUCAGCGUCACCCUAACUCCCAUGGCACCCUCCCACCAGGGCCCCGCCCUCUGCCCCUUUUGGGGAACCUUCUGCAGAUGGACAGAAGAGGCCUACUCAAAUCCUUUCUGAGGUUCCGAGAGAAAUAUGGGGACGUCUUCACGGUACACCUGGGACCGAGGCCCGUGGUCAUGCUGUGUGGAGUAGAGGCCAUACGGGAGGCCCUGGUGGACAAGGCUGAGGCCUUCUCUGGCCGGGGAAAAAUCGCCAUCAUGGACCCAGUCUACCAGGGAUAUGGCGUGCUCUUUGCCAAUGGAAACCGCUGGAAGGUGCUUUGGCGAUUCUCUGUGACCAUCAUGAGGGACUUCGGGAUGGGAAAGCGGAGUGUGGAGGAGCGGAUUCAGGACGAGGCUCAGUGUCUGAUAGAGGAACUUCGGAAAUCCAAGGGAGCCCUCGUGGACCCCACCUUCCUCUUCCAUUCCAUUACCGCCAACAUCAUCUGCUCCAUCGUCUUUGGAAAACGCUUCCACUACCAAGAUCAAGAGUUCCUGAAGAUGCUGAACUUGUUCUGCCAGAGUUUCUCACUCAUCAGCUCUAUAUCCAGCCAGCUGUUUGAGCUCUUCUCUGGCUUCUUGAAAUACUUUCCUGGGGCACACAGGCAACUCUACAAAAACCUUCAGGAAAUCAAUGCUUACAUUGGCCACAGUGUGGAGAAGCACCGUGAAACCCUGGACCCCAGUGCCCCCAGGGACCUCAUUGACACCUACCUGCUCCACAUGGAAAAAGAGAAAUCCAACCCACACAGUGAAUUCAGCCACCAGAACCUCAUCAUCAACACGCUCUCGCUCUUCUUUGCUGGCACUGAGACCACCAGCACCACUCUCCGCUACGGCUUCCUGCUCAUGCUCAAAUACCCUCAUGUCGCAGAGAGAGUCUACAAGGAGAUUGAACAGGUGAUUGGCCCACAUUGCCCUCCAGCGCUUGAUGACCGAGCCAAAAUGCCAUACACAGAGGCAGUCAUCCAUGAGAUUCAGAGAUUUGCCGACCUUCUCCCCAUGGGUGUGCCCCACAUUGUCACCCAACACACCAGCCGAGGGUACACCAUCCCCAAGGACACGGAAGUAUUUCUCAUCCUGAGCACUGCUCUCCGUGACCCACACUACUUUGAAAAACCAGACGCCUUCAAUCCUGACCACUUUCUGGAUGCCAAUGGGGCACUGAAAAAGAAUGAAGCUUUUAUCCCCUUCUCCUUAGGGAAGCGGAUUUGUCUUGGUGAAGGCAUCACCCGUGCGGAAUUGUUCCUCUUCUUCACCACCAUCCUCCAGAACUUCUCCGUGGCCAGCCCCGUGGCUCCUGAAGACAUCGAUCUGACACCCCAGGAGUGUGGUGUGGGCAAAAUACCCCCAACAUACCAGAUCUGCUUCCUGCCCCGCUGAAGGGGCUGAGGGAAGGGGGUCAAAUGAUUCCAGGGUCAUUCAGUGUCCCCACCUCUGUAGACAAUGGCUCUGACUCCCUGCAACUUCCUGCCUCUGAGAGACCUGCUGCAAGCCAGCUUCCUUCCCCUCCAUGGCACCAGUUGUCUGAGGUCGCAGUGCAAGUGAGACAUGAUAGUAAUAGCAGUUAUUAAUAAAAAAAAAAUUAAUAGAGACAAAAAAA
Molecule: messenger RNA, 2304 nt
Organism: Pan troglodytes (chimpanzee)
Lineage: Eukaryota; Metazoa; Chordata; Mammalia; Primates; Hominidae
Product: cytochrome P450 2B6-like
Biological process (GO): epoxygenase P450 pathway; xenobiotic metabolic process
Cellular component (GO): cytoplasm; intracellular membrane-bounded organelle
Molecular function (GO): oxidoreductase activity, acting on paired donors, with incorporation or reduction of molecular oxygen, reduced flavin or flavoprotein as one donor, and incorporation of one atom of oxygen; arachidonate epoxygenase activity; heme binding
Source: RefSeq, a predicted model, not a curated record